UAUUUAGAUAUAAUAUUAUAUUGUAGUUUGAAUUCAACAAAAUUUGACAUAGCGUCAAGGUUCGAAAUUACAAAACGGUUUUGAUUUUAUUUUCGCGUCCAAAUCUGCAAUGGAUCAAGCAAAAUAUUGUACAGAUCUUUUGGGGGAACAAAAGGCCCCGCCCCCUAAAGCGAAGGACUCUCAGACCAGUAGGAAGAGUAAAAAGUUGUUCCAACUCAAUCCUAAGAAGGGAGAUCCGGUCCGUAGACACCGGAAAGAAGAGAAAAGGGAACUUCUAAUUCAAAAACGAUUAAAAAAACAAUUAGAAGAAUCGGCAAAAAGAAAAGCUCAAGAAGAAGCCGCAAAAUGUCCCUCGGUUGUUACCCCUUCAUUUGGAAAACGCUUCGAAGUUCAUUUAAGGGGUGAAACGCCCGUAGAAGAUCGUCCGAGAACGUACGUAGUCCCCGAACCCCUAUCCCUGAAAUGGGAAAAGGCUAUAAAUCGGGCGGAGUAUAUAAAAAUGCUGCGUUUUUGUAAAUUCAAGGAGACCGAAGCCCCUCAACCCUUGGCAGAAAUAAAACUUAAACAGGUGAUGAAAGUAGAUUCACCAACCAUAAAAAACGCCAAGGUUGUUACACCUCAAAAACCUUCGUUCUUCCCUAGCGACAUAUAUCCGACACCACCGAAGCGCGAUGAUCUAAAGUCGAGGGAGCCCACCAGUAAGAUAAUAAUAAACGAAAAAGAACAACAAGCCGACUUGUUGUCUAGCUUCGAAUUAAUUCUGGCGGGAAAGUCCCGGACUCAAUACGAAAAAGAAAUAGCAGGGAAGGAGAACAAACCGUGCAAGACAAACAAACAAAAGAAGAAAAAGAAGAAGAAGAAGAAAAAGAGGCAAAUUUCAGCGACCAAUGCUGAAGAAGGCGAAACCGGCGACAGAAAGAAAAAGAAAAAAAGGAGAGACAAAAGUGGCGACAAAAAAAUUGGCGAAGGUGACGAAGAACAAGAAUUGGCAACUUACGACUUAGGAGGAGACGCUAUGGAUAAGGAUGCAAUCGAAGCCUACCUUAAACAAGAAGAAGAAUUAAUGAGACAAUUUGGUGAGGGCGAGGGCGAGGGUGCAGAAAUAUUAGAGCCCAUCGAAGAGACCUAUCUUACAAGAAUGUUCAGGAAACAGGUUUCACAGGUUUCAAAAAGUACGUCCCUGCAUGAAAAGGAGCUCAUGGGGUUCGAAGUCUCUCCUGACUUUGAACUGGAAGAAUGCCCUUUCAUCGAUAGGGUUUUACAAAAGUUUAGAAGAGACUCGGAAUUAGAACGGUACAAGAAACCAAAGAGAAAAGUGAAAAGGGGAACCCUGGAAAGCCAUUCCUUCACCAAGAUAGAACAGAAAACAUUAAAAGAGUUCUACUAUGGGGUAGUAUACGGAAAUAUUCAUCAAGGAGAUGAGCAUUUCUCUGAUGUAAGUCGUAACAAUCAAGGCAUCUGUAUGGCUGCAGCGGCCUACUGCUUUGCCACAGAAUUACACCCAAGCAGAUGGACGGAACAAACCAUCGGAAUUAUAUUAGAAAUCGGAAACAAACUGUACCUGGACAGUGUCGAAAAUUUGCAUCUCCACGAUACCACACGUGAACUUAAACCUCCCGAUUUGCACAAGUUCAUCUACAUUGGAGACGACAAGUAUAGAUUCGUGAUCGAGGAGCCUUACGUGUCUGGACUGGUGAGGUCUGUCGAAAAGAAUGUCUACAAUGUGACCAAAGGUUUGCAAGUAUUUUUCGCUGAAAACCAUGCCGGCGUCUUCCAAACUCUGGGUUUAGACGUGAUGAUUUGGAAGGACAAAUAUUUUUACCUGUUCGACGCUAGGCCCAGGACGAAGGACCUGUUCCCCGAUAAAAACGGAAACGCUACUCUAACCAUAGUUUACGAUAUCGCAUCCCUGGUAACUGUAUUUCUUGACAGGAGCGAACUGGGGAACUGGCCCUUCCUAAUAUCGAAAGUAAGCGUGAUGAAAAAAUUAAAAUUAUACGAAGAAGAAGACGAGGAAGACGUUAAAGAGGGAAGCCAGUAUAACAUCCUCAGUCCCAGCAAAGCAGUCGUCCAGGGUUCUUUUGAUUUAGCAGACAAAUGUUUCGGGUUUUCAAGGAACAAGCAGUCCCUUACGAUGGCAGUAAUUGCACUGGUCUAUUCCCGAAUAACUCCUCCCAAUUCCUGGCACAGGAGAACCAUCGACAAGAUAAUGAUCAUAGGUAACCAACUGUAUCUGGAAUGCGCCGAACAGGAGCUGAUAAUGGAGAUGACUAUAGAUAGUCUACCGGCUCUCUUCACCAUAGGUCCUUAUCUAGUUGAAAUAUUCUUAUACGCUAACAGAAUCGUUGACGUGAUGUACAAGAAAGGCAAAUGUGUCUUGGAGGAAGCCCUUGAUUGCUUCUUCAGUAAAAAUACCAACGCCGUCCUUCAAAUAGGAAAAUUUACCCUGGCCGUUUGGCAACAGCGUAACAUGUAUUACUGUUUCGAUCCAUAUUCCAGAAACAAUCAGGCCAUGAACUGCAGGAAUGGCAUGGGAUGUGUGUCGAUGAAUGCGGACCUGGAAACUCUCGUUCAAACCAUUUCCAAUAACUUUCCCGAUAACGCCUACAUCUUCUAUAUCCACGCCUUGAAAGUCCUUAAAAUUCAUCGAGACCCCGCAAUGGCCAGGAUAUUUCCAAAAACUACGAAGAUGGACGAUAUCUCUCCAGAAACGUUGAAGAAGUACAAAAUGAAGAAAAGCAAGAAAAAAGCCACCGAGAAGCCCGUUACAAUUGACCUAACGCAAACGUCUAUAAAAAGAUUGUUACCUGGAGAAUCUCCUGAACCAUCUCUGCAGGAAGUUUCUAGUGACGUGGACAGUUUAACGAAAGAGCAACUACCUUGUCUCUUUGAGCCUUGCCACGUCCUCAAGAAACUACCGCCAACCAAAAUGGCUGAAUAUGCAGAUGUAGUGGACCUUGAUUCUCCAAGUCUAUCAGAUACUCAGAUCGAACCCCAACGUCCCGUUCCUGAUAAGUGUCUAGAAGAAAUCACUCUACUGGACCUGGACUCCUUCGUAUUAACCCAAGAAGAAAUAGAAAUGAUAGAAGUACCUGAAGGUGAAGGGGAAGGCGAAGGAGGUGGAAGGUGUGGCAAAGGAGAAGGUGAAGGCGAGGGAGGUGAAGACAUGGACGAGUUGGACAACACCUACUUGGCCAUGAACGAGUUUGCCCAAGUCCAUCCCGAAUCCUUGGACAGCUACCACAGUAGAAUAUCGCAGAUGGUGAACACCGAAGUAACGGCGGCUUUCCUUCCAAUUUCUCAUAAAGUGCUGAAACCGACGAAUGUACUGGCCAAAAAAGCGAUGAAGAGAUGCCUGGAACUGCAGAAAGCAGGUGCUGGACUUACCUCCGAUCUACCGCUACCAGAACCGGAAGUCACAAUGGAAGAGGAACUGCUCAAAGAAAACAACUUCAUAGAACUUCCUGACGACAGUCAACUGAUCAGAGGCACGCAGAAUAUUGCAGACCUUGGAAAGGAAGUGGACAACACGGCUCCGUACGUUUGCAUCAUAGCAGCAGCCGUUGCCAAAAAAUACUCAAUAAGCACUUGGUCAUCUGAUCUAGUCGAUUAUGUUCUUACGGGCGGCCUGGCAUUGUACGAACUCGCCAACGUGAGGUUCGAACAGGCUCCCAAAUUUGAGAUCCCAAAAAUAUCGCUAGGGAAAGAUAAUUAUAGGGUGUUCGUGGACUACCUGUUCGAUGGUCAAUUUUCUGACAUCGGUGUGGAGAAAGCGCUCGCCCAUAGGUUAUUCUCAAAAUACGAGAUUGGGUUGAUCGUCACCUCGUACUAUUCGUGUGCUGUAUUUUUUAAAAAUCACCUGUACUACCUCUUCGACUCCUACGGUAACAACGAGGUGGGACUGAGCGAAGGUCCGCAUAACAAGGGCAUGGCCAUGUUCGCCAGGUUCAAGAAUCUGGAGCACCUGGUCAAGCGAAUCGUUUACAACAAGACCAAAAGGGAAAUGGCGGAAUCGUUUAAGUUUUCCGAUUUCAUAUUGUUCUCUAUCAAAGUGGAAACUAUAAGACAGGAAGCACUUCGCGCUAAGGGUUCCGAAGUGAUGGCCUCCGAAGGCGGUGAAGACGGAAUGGGUGAAGAUGAGAAUGUUGUAGUAAAACCUGAAGUGAAGGAAUCCGAAGUACUGCCAGAACCAAGAAAUGUUUUUGAAACCUUAGAAGAAGCCCUACAAAGGAAGUCUUUCGUCAAGCCCUCUAAAUCCCGUUUCAGACGAAACCUGAAAAGGUCAAAAGUUACGAAUAAAAUGAAUGAUAAGCAACUUAAACCUCUGCACGAAGAACCCGAUUGGCUUCUAGCCGAUCCAAUACCCUGGUCCCAAAGGAAGAAAAAGAGCGCUUGCGGAUAUUUCCGGUGUAAGAGGGAGACAAUGUGGAACAACUGGGAUACAGAGUAUCCCAAUGACCUUUACACCCUUCUGUCUACAAUAAACCAAUUUUCUAACAAAUUCAUGGACAAAUCGAGAGGAAAACAAACAAUUUGCAACUGCGUUUGCGCGAUUGGGAUGACGGUCAUCUACAGCCUUUCCGAAUGGAAUUGUCCGAUCAUGGACUCCAUACUGGUCAACGGCGAUAACUAUUUCUACACUUGUGUAAAAGGUAUAGUGACUGAAAAUUACGAACUACUAAUGGACGAUCUCGCACCAGACUGCACCAUAUUCCCGUACAACUUUAAAGUGGACUAUUACCCAGUGGUAGAUGGUACAAUGUUCCUUAUGGACAAGAAAAAAUACAAUCUGUACAAAGCUCUCAGAUAUUUCUUCGACGGCUAUGACAAAAGAUGUGGAAUCAUAUGUGCUAUCCGAGGGGACAUAAGAAGAUACGUUGCCUUCGGAAAGAUCCAAAACAAGGAAUAUUUCAUGUUCGAUAGUCAAUCGUUUGGACCGCCGAUGUUUCUAGAGCGCCAGUCGAAAGCCUACAUGCUGAGAUGCACCAGCUUCGCAAGACUCUUGCACGUACUUGUGGUGGCACUAAGAGGUGGUGACUUCUUUUUGUACAACGUCGAAUGUAAAAACUUCCAAGCCAUAGAAUAACAAUGUUCAUUUCGCAAUAAAUAACAAGCAAAAAACAAUAAUUCGAGUCAAUAAUAAAGAACAAUUAAAUUAAGGUCAA
Molecule: messenger RNA, 5165 nt
Organism: Agrilus planipennis (emerald ash borer)
Lineage: Eukaryota; Metazoa; Arthropoda; Insecta; Coleoptera; Buprestidae
Exons: 19
Coding region: 110-5086 (1658 amino acids)
Source: RefSeq, a predicted model, not a curated record